UUUGCGAGGUAUUUGUGCCAGCAAAUUACAAACGAUUUACCCGAUAAAUUUGGAUCGUCUGAUGAAAGUGAUGACGACGAAGAAGAAGGAGAUGAUCAAUAUCGUCUAAUUUUAUGGUAA
Molecule: messenger RNA, 120 nt
Organism: Racocetra fulgida
Lineage: Eukaryota; Fungi; Glomeromycota; Glomeromycetes; Diversisporales; Gigasporaceae
Source: the annotation of a GenBank genome assembly